GUGUGUUUUUGUUGGGUGGGUUAUAUUACUUUUGCUCAUUUGUGUUACGGUAGCAUAAGGCAGUGAACGGGCGUUUUGGAUGGUACAUACGGACGGACACAGUAACGCGUUCACUCUGGAGUUCAAUCAAAUACACGAAGGUGGAGCCAUGUACAUAUCAUGUGGGAGUACGGAUAGCACUCCCAUGGAGCCGGAAACGGGCUAUGUGCCGAACAAUCCCCUCUUCGGGAUGCCCCUCGACAGUCCACAGGAAUGCCCAUCGUCCUGCGGUGGUAGUGGCUGUUCCAGCUGUCAGGAGAACGCAGCAUCAUUGCCCCUUGCGGGACUGCACGGAUCGGAUUUCAGCGACUGCGGAAACUGUCUCGACCACAGCGGUGUACUGAGCUCACAAAGCAAUCUUGGCAGUUACUGGAGCGAGGAUAUGAGCACAUUCCCUGGUCUGCCUCCAUUGGACAUCGAUCCGCUACCGAGUUUGUUUCCCUUUUCUCCCUGCGGUGCUUCCUACAAUAGACCUGAGCGACCGACGCACGACGUUGCGGAUGUGCUGCUGUCACUGAAACACGCCGUCCUCAAGCAGAGUCCGGAUCCGCCACCCAUCGGCCAGGGACAGAACUUUGCUACCCCGCAGGCGUCCCUCUCGUAUACGGUUCACCCACAAAUGCUACUCUCACCCGCCGGUCACCAUGGACACGGAUCGCAUGCGCACUACAACCAGAUGCAGUCGCAAACGGGUGGUCCGUACGGUACCAACUACUAUGACUCGUCCUGCGCACAACACACGGCUCCACCGAUGUAUCCCAGCAUGAGCGUCAACGUUAGCAUGAACAUGACGAUGCACGGCUACGGUACGGAAGCAUCCGUCCCCAUGCAAUGCUCCCAGAUGCAGUGGGGAGCCCAGAAUGCCGCUUCGUCCGUCAAUGUGCUCUAUCCGCCUCUGCUCAGCCCUGUUCCUUAUCCUCCCGGGACGACCUACUCCUUCACGGCCGACUUUCGACCGCAAAGUCAACCACCGGCACCACCUCCCUCCAGCGGCUCUAUAUCCCCUCCACCCGUCCACGACUCGUCCCGUAGCUCGUCCACGUUGACGCCCCAAAAACAACCUCUCCCGCAAGCACAGCAACAUCUACAACAACAGCAUCAACAGCAGCAGCAGCAGCAGCAGCAACAGCAACAGCAACAACAGCAACAACAACAUUUUCAACAACAGCAGCUUCAACAGCAACAGUAUUAUCAACAUGCACACCAUGCCGCCCAUCAUCAUACUUCGCAGCACCAUCAUCAUCACCAUCACCAUCAUCAUUCGCAGUCGGUUUCGGCAGCCGUGUCACCCAACGACUGCACACCACCAAAGAGCACGACUCCACCCGACUUUACCACCGCCGUUGAUCAGUCCACGCCACCGACGACAACAUCAGCAGCCGCAGUUGCUGCCGCAGCGGCAGCAUCCGUGGGGUUUGCGGCCGCUCUGAAGAUGAAGGCCGAAAGUCGUUCGCUCGGGCUUGGAUUUGUGGACACCGUUGAUCAGCGAACUCCGGCAGGUGGGGAUGAGGAGGAAGAGGAGGAUGGUAGCGGUAGUGGUAGUGAUGGGGCACCGGGUGGUGACAACAAACCGAACCUCUGCCGACUGUGCGGGAAGACGUACGCACGACCGAGCACGCUGAAGACGCACCUACGGACACACUCGGGCGAACGACCGUACCGAUGUCCGGACUGUAACAAGAGCUUCUCGCAGGCGGCCAACCUGACCGCACACGUUCGCACGCACACGGGCCAGAAACCGUUCCGGUGUCCCAUUUGUGAUAGGCGCUUCUCGCAAAGCUCCAGUGUUACGACGCACAUGCGAACGCACUCUGGCGAACGGCCAUACCGGUGCCGGGCGUGCAAGAAGGCGUUCUCCGACAGUUCCACACUGACGAAGCAUCUGCGGAUACACAGCGGCGAAAAACCGUACCAGUGCAAGCUUUGUCUCUUAAGAUUUUCACAGUCCGGCAAUCUGAAUCGCCACAUGCGUGUUCAUGGAAACAAUGGACAAGCGCUGAUUGCUUGACACCAAAAAUCGUCGCAGCUAUCAUCCACCUCGUCCGUCGGUCAUAGCAGCAUUCUGGCGCAACAUGCUUUACCGCCACACUAUCAUCGCCAUUCCUACCAAACGUACCAGCAUCAUCAAUACCAGCAGCAGCAUCAGCAGCAACAUCACCACGCCCAGCAACAGCAUCUGGCCGAGUCCGUUUCAUCCGGCCAUCACCUUGCCGCCCAUUCAGCCGCAGCCACCGCGGCAGCAGCUCAGUACUUUUACAACCAAAAUGCAACCAACUUUCAUCACCAUCACAACCAUCACUAUAACCGUGCUUGUACUUCGGUUGCUUCGAUAUCCGCUUCCAACAACGCUAGCUCGGCGGUAUCGAGUGCUGCCAGCCAGAGCAACACCAGCACUACGGCUACCACCACUCAUCAUCACCAUCCAUUUAAAUCGCUUCCAACGGCAACGCAACUGUCCUAUUUCGAGGAAUAUCAUCACUUUCAGCAACAGCAGCAACGCUCCAAGUACGAGGAUAAUUUGGCAUUGUUUGGAAGGACCAAUUUUGUAAACAUUUUUU
Messenger RNA from Anopheles maculipalpis, 2597 nucleotides. Its product is annotated as protein glass-like. The record is from RefSeq and is a predicted model, not a curated record. NCBI's taxonomy places the organism in Eukaryota, Metazoa, Arthropoda, Insecta, Diptera, Culicidae. The transcript is spliced from 6 exons. The coding region runs from base 80 to 2047 and encodes 655 amino acids. Gene Ontology annotation, molecular function: RNA polymerase II cis-regulatory region sequence-specific DNA binding; DNA-binding transcription factor activity. Gene Ontology annotation, biological process: regulation of transcription by RNA polymerase II.